Strongylus vulgaris is the source of this 1110-nucleotide messenger RNA. NCBI's taxonomy places the organism in Eukaryota, Metazoa, Nematoda, Chromadorea, Rhabditida, Strongylidae. The record is from the annotation of a GenBank genome assembly.
AUGAAAAAUCUAACCCUUGUUGAUUCUGGAACAAUCAGUAUUUCUGCGGAAAGUUCCAAUGGAACUGCUCAUAAAGAGUUGGAGAUUUGUGUCCUAGACGCUCCAUCUGCUCCUCUCCAGUUGUGCAGCACAAACACAACUUUAAACGCGACUACGCUAUCAUGGAAAGCUCCUAGGGACACCAACGGGUCUCAAAUUAUGGGCUACAUUAUCCAGCGCAGAACAUUAGACCAUCCCAGGUGGCGAACAGUCGGCAAGACGAACGAAACGACCCUCACAUUUGAGGCAGGCGACCUAUUUUCGAAUGAGGAAUACGAAUUUAGAGUUAUAGCCGUAAAUAGCAUAGGGGAGAGUCCGGCAAGUAACCAGAUAGAGGUUGCCACCCUGAGUGAAAAUGAGGAAACCUUCGAAAUUCCUUUAGUUGAGGAAGUGACGUUGGAAGCUCCUGCGGCACCACUUAUUAAAAUAGAUGGCGUAAGAGUGGCUCUAACUUGGAAUGCUGUAGCUGGAGCUUUAUUUUACAAAAUCGAACGCUGCAAAGAAGGAGGUGAUUGGAUUGAAGUAGCAGUUGUGGCUAAAACAAUGUAUGUGGAUGCUUCUAUUAUGGAUGACAGCGAGUACAGCUAUCGAAUAACAGCGAAAAGCUUAGACUCAACAUCUUUGCCGAGUAGCAGCUCGAUCCCAACGUCACUCAAGGAGAAGAAGAUGACUGAACAAGACCGAAAAGGAACUGAUGAGAAGAAAAAUUUAAAAGAUGAAAUCAGUGAGAGCUGCAAGACUUUGGUCAAAGAAAAUCCGGAGGAUAACAAGGAGGAGAAAGUCGAGGAACAGGGAAGAGAGGAAGCUGCACCAAAAAUAAAGAAUAAAAAGCAUGCUAGCCCUGUAGAUGCCAUUUUGGACACUAAACAAAGGCUGAAAAAAAGAAAACCAGUAGAAGUUGAACGCAGAGCUUCGAUACAACAGGAAAGCAUAGACGUCAAACAACAGAAGCAGCCAGGGUUUGAAGAAAUGCGCGAUAAUGAGACAAAAGAUGCCGUUACCAAAAUAGAAUUGGAAGAAGUUGGAACAGGAAAAGCCGUAAAAAUCCAAAAUGAGUCUGACGCUACUCCA